Molecule: messenger RNA, 1324 nt
Organism: Mycena citricolor
Lineage: Eukaryota; Fungi; Basidiomycota; Agaricomycetes; Agaricales; Mycenaceae
Source: the annotation of a GenBank genome assembly
CUCACCGGCAUUUUCAAGGCGAGGUGGGCAGUUAUCAAUGUUCUUCACCUUCCCAAAAUGCUCGAAACAUCACUCUAAAUGCCAGGAGGUGAACGAUCCGUAGUCCAUGCCCAAUGAAGGUAAACGUAAGCGACCAAACAUGAUCAACAUCAUCUCUUUUUGUGAUUGGGUCAGCUGAUUGAGUGUCUCCGCGCGACUGUCCAUGCUCUACUUUCGCAUCCAGCCUCUUGAUCUCGAGCGAGUCGCUGCUACCGUGCAUCGCAUGGGGCUCGGAGAUUGUUGGGCUGAAAACAGCAUGGAGACUCAUGGACCCAGUGGCGACGACGGACCGUACCCACUGUGGAUCUCAUGAGCCAUAACCCCGUCUCUGACAUGGCCUCAUGCUGUAAACGAGUGAUCAAGCACUCACCCUGUAGAACUGACUUUCUAGAGAUCCAACUCCUGCGAUAGAGUCGUCCGCCGGCCGCGUUGUGAGAAACGACGCAGUACAUCCCACCCACCUAACAUAAUCCAAUCGCAUCCACGAGUCGCCGUGUCUAGGAUUUCAGACGAGAAACACAUCACGCCACGAACGACAUUUCCACACCGUUCUGGAUGCACGGCGGAACGUGCCUCUACAGCAACGGCCAUCAAGAGCGGCAAAGCAGUGGCCGAGGGAUUUUCGCGCUCAGAGAUGAACUUGACCGCAACGAGACCCUUCCGAGCAAGAAACGAUGGAUACCAUCGACCGAGGGAUCCGCACAGUCGUGCACUUUCCGGCGAUGGAGGGGUCAUCCCACCAGCGCACGACAUCGUCCUUGCUCUCUCUUACCUGAUUUCAGUUCUUCGACGUUGGUCAUCUGGUUGCGUGCUCUGCUGGAAGAGAGGAAGAAUCAAACUAAGCUGCUUGAAUAGCUCUUCUAUCACCUCGUGUGGUGGAGUGGCGGUGGCCAAAUGCGGGGGACUCAUCGUCGUGUUCGGUGCAUCACCGCUUACCUCAAUGGAGACGGCGCUCGGACAUCCUGUCAGAGUUUAUUGAGUAGCUGACCCACUGACUGUCACAGCAUCCGUUGAUGCAGGCCUGGCACGGCGUGUGCGUUCCUGGCUUCAACGGUCAGACAACGCGGAUCCCUCCCCGAAUUUUGGUCCUUGGAUGUUCCGGUCUUGGCAGAUGACCACACACCGUCAGCACGUACGUCGGUGAAACUACCAAGUAUCGGAUACUGUAAUGGACGCGUUUCUCCGUCUGGACCCAGUCGAUUGCACGCGUGUGCUGUGAUUUUCGGCUUCGAGUACCGGGUCCAGGCCGUCGCAAAGCUCUCUCUUUGAUCCAUUUUACGGUUCA